AGGGGUUUACUAUAUAUCAGAAAACCCUAGCUCCUCGGCAGCUAGGAAGGGAGAUCCUAGAAGCAGCAGCAGCCAUGGUGAAGUAUUCGCAAGAGCCGGACAACAAUACCAAGUCCUGCAAAGCCAGAGGCAGCGAUCUCCGCGUUCAUUUUAAGAACACAAGGGAGACUGCCCAUGCAAUUCGCAAGAUGCCUUUGGUCAAGGCCAAAAGGUAUCUGGAGGAUGUUUUGGUCCAUAAGCAGGCCAUUCCAUUCACUCGCUUUUGUCGUGGAGUAGGACGAACUGCUCAGGCCAAGAAUCGCCAUUCAAAUGGACAGGGACGGUGGCCUGUUAAAUCUGCCAAAUUCAUUCUGGACUUGCUUAAGAAUGCCGAGAGCAAUGCAGAGGUGAAAGGUUUAGAUGUGGAUUCGCUCUUCAUAUCUCAUAUCCAGGUGAACCAGGCCAGGAAGCAGAGGCGUCGCACAUACCGUGCUCAUGGAAGAAUUAAUGCUUACAUGUCAUCACCAUGCCAUAUUGAGUUAAUUUUGUCAGAAAAGGAGGAGGCUGUCAAGAAAGAGGCCGAAACUCAGCUGACUAGUAGGAAAACAGCGAAGACCAGAGCUGUCGCAGUUUAAGAUGCUUCAAGUCCCAUCUCUUUUUGUCGUUAUUUGCUAUCCUUUUUCCUAAAAUGUGCUCUGUUUUGUUUUAUUGAGUAACCCCGCUUGAGCUUGAGUGAAAUGCGAAGCUCAUUUAGACUUCUUCAGGCAUUGAUUUGAAUUAGACUUGUGGUUUACAAUUUGAUUAUGACAUUGGAUUGGUCAGAAACAAAUUGCCAAAAUUUCUGUUU
Rosa rugosa (rugosa rose) is the source of this 826-nucleotide messenger RNA. RefSeq names its product large ribosomal subunit protein uL22y. NCBI's taxonomy places the organism in Eukaryota, Viridiplantae, Streptophyta, Magnoliopsida, Rosales, Rosaceae. Bases 75 to 614 code for a protein of 179 amino acids. Gene Ontology annotation, biological process: cytoplasmic translation. The record is from RefSeq and is a predicted model, not a curated record. The transcript has 7 exons. Gene Ontology annotation, molecular function: structural constituent of ribosome. Gene Ontology annotation, cellular component: cytosolic large ribosomal subunit; ribosome.